AUGUUCAAACUUCAAGCUCUCCUCCGUCACUCUUCCCGAACGGCACAAUCCUCACAACAACACCGGCGGUUCAUCGAAAAUGCUCGCGUGUACACUCUGUCACAAUCGCAAGUCUCGACGUCAAUCGGACCCGACUUGGUCCGCAGACAAGCUGACUCCCCCCAGGUCCGCUGUGAAGCUGACGACGAAUCAAACGGCUGUGUAACAUGCAAGGCUGCUGGAGUUGAGUGCAUUCCGCGCUCUAGGAAGCGUCGUCGCGCAGGAACAGCUUUAAUCACUCGACAAAGCAAUGAUAAUGGUAGCCCAAAUGACGGAAAUGACAACCGCCAGAGCGUUUCACAGGCGCCUGGAGUAGGCAUAGAGAUACCGGUGGAACAACCCGUGUAUCAGACCCCAUCCACGAGUCACGACACCACCUACAUUGGAAGAGGCCACUAUGUUGCAGACGACGAUGAGAUCGAUGAGUCGAGUGCUCGUGCAUUCGAGCCGGCAAAGAUUAAGGUCGGCCCUCAUGCCAAUACGCAAAAGGAAACAUUGGUUCUAUGGAAAGCUUUCGAUAUACCACCCCAAGCAGCGCGCCAAAGUCUGCUCAGUGCCUUUUUGGACUAUUGUAACCUAUGGACGCCUGUGCUAGAGCCGAAAGACAUUCAAGACCUUUCAUGUUUUGACCAAGAAGAGAGCUCGAUGCUCUUGGCGCAAUCGUUAUGGCUGGCAGGUAGUCGAGUCACGAACGCACCUUCAGUGGUUGCCUUUGCAUCGUCUGACGACUUCUAUCACAGAGCCAAAGCAGUCUUCUGGUCUGGGGUAGAGGCAGAUGGUCUAUCUGCCAUCAAGGCAUCACUGAUGCUCCAAUGGUACAACCCACAGGCUCCUGAACACAUUUCGUUUGACAACAGUGGUUUCUGGCUCAAGAUUGGAGUUGGCAUCGCCCAUCAGAUCGGUCUUCACAGGGAAUCCCCUCUAGGGCCAUCUAGGGCAAUUCGACGGAGACUGUGGUGGAGUUUGGUGGUUCGUGACUCGUUAAUCUCAGUCGCGCAUGGCAGACCACGAAUCAUCAAUCUCGACGAUAGCGAUGUCCAGGCCCCGAUAGCGAGCGACUUCCCCGACUCCCUCUUCGCAUUCCAACUAUUCUCAUCCUGGGUGAGUAUCUGCCAGAUACUUGGAGAUAUCUCGUCUUGCUGCAUGAGACGGCACAUGUCACGAACAAAAAGGCUCUACAUCGUGAAUGCCUUGUGCUGCUGGACAACGAGUCUGCCUCAAGAACUCUGGGUUGCGCCCAGCAAUCAACCACCUCACAGCUAUUUCGCAAACAGCCACAACUUUCCGGCGCGUCAGCUGUAUCUACCAUACUUCACCAGUUUAAUUGUGCUCUCUCGAAUGCAACACUCGGCUGGAUCGCUAUCAGUGGUUGCGACGUUGGCUGCAUCGUUUGUGGCCCGCAUUUUUGAAGAUUUCCUGGCCAGGGACGAGAUCAAAGUUCUGGCACCGAUCAGUACUCGGUAUUGUCUCAUUUCAAGCAUGGCUCUAGUGUCAGUCAUGCCUGAUAAGCGACUGUGGGAUGCUGUGCAGCCAGAUCUGGACGUAUUACAGCUUGCCCUCACGGAACUAUCGAAGCGUUGGCGAUCGGCAAUUGGGGCUUCUAGAGCUCUCCAAAAUGCUAUCAAGAAGAGGCAGCAACGUAUGGGUAAUUCUACAGCUACGUUGCGGAUGGAUAAUCAGAAUUCCCUAGAAUACUUCAAGAUGAUAGACCUUGGCUAUUGCCGCAUAUGGAGUACUCUGAGCCAGCAACUGUCCUCAAGCCCGCUGGAUAUCCAACAACAAAUGCCACAGCCAAUGCAACCACUCGGCGACGCGUUGGAGACUAAUUACGAGCAGUUCAUGGAUCCUGGAGAUGAGUUUGACAUGGGGACCAUUCAAUUCGAGCAUGUAGAAAAUUGGAUUCUCAAUGAUGGGUUUUUGUUUGAUCCUUAG
Fusarium venenatum is the source of this 1971-nucleotide messenger RNA. The record is from RefSeq and is a predicted model, not a curated record. Lineage: Eukaryota; Fungi; Ascomycota; Sordariomycetes; Hypocreales; Nectriaceae.